UUACUGUUUUUUGGGGGGGCUCCUUCAGUCAAUAUGUGCAACAAAAUCCAGCUUGUUAGAGUUGAAAGACUUUAACCCUGGUCAAGCGCCCAUUGAGGAGAGUAUUAAGGAGUGUGCCCACCAGGCUGCCCGAUGACUUGCUACAAAACUUGGCACGGCCACCAUCUCUGCAAAUGAGGAAGACCACGGUGAGUCCGAGUUCAAGUCCUCGGGUGAUCCAAUCACGCAAAAGAGAACAAAACAGAGAAAAUUCACAGAGCAGGCUUGCCAGAAAUAAUCAAACAGACAAGAACAAUCAUCAGAUUCGGACGAAAACUCAUCAAUCUACCUUUACUGCUUACAUCAGAGCUGCAGCCAAGAAAGUUGCUGUAGUUUUCACUACCAUACUUUUCUGGCCAACAAGAAAACCCAACUCCAAGUCCCCUGAUGUUGGAAUUCCCAUUUCAGUAGAUAAUUCUGCAGUAAGCAGCAGCAGCAGCAAGAGCCGGUCCAAAUUCAAGUAUUCCGAUUCAUAUGGAUCUUCAUCUUCCAAGGCUGCAAGCAGUCAGGCGGGAACGAUUGCUUUUUCCAUGGAUGAAAUUUAUAAAGCAACUAAUAAUUUCUCUCCGGUGAAUAAAAUUGGAGAUGGAAGCUUUGGAACGGUGUACAAAGGGAAAUUGAAAGAUGGAUCUUUUGUUGCCAUUAAGCGCGCUAAAAAGGAUCUACACGAUAAACGCUUGUUCGUUGAGUUUAAGAAUGAAAUCCUUACAUUAUCGAAGAUAGAACAUCUAAAUUUGGUGAGGUUAUUUGGAUAUUUGGAGCAUGGGGACGAACGGAUUAUUGUAGUUGAAUAUGUUGCCAAUGGAACACUCCGGGAGCAUUUGGAUGGUAUGCGUGGAAAUGAGCUUGAAAUCGCUGAACGUCUUGACAUUGCAAUUGAUGUAGCUCAUGCUGUUACAUAUCUGCACAUGUACACAGAUCCUCCAGUAAUCCACAGAGACAUAAAAGCGUCAAACAUCCUCAUCACAGAGAAACUCCGUGCCAAAGUGGCUGACUUUGGAUUUGCACGAUCAGCUGUUGAAGAUCCGGGAGCAACUCACAUUUCGACUCAAAUCAAAGGAACAGCUGGUUACUUGGAUCCUGAAUACCUCAAGACGUAUCAACUUACUCAUAAGAGUGACGUUUAUUCCUUUGGUGUAUUGCUUGUAGACCUGAUGACAGGAAGGCACCCGCUUGAGCCAAGGAGGCCGGUCAAGGAGAGAAUAACUGCAAAAUGGGCAAUGCAAAGACUCAAAGAAGGAGAUGCAGUAGUGGCAAUGGAUCCAAGACUACGAAGAAGUCCAGGAUCAAUCAUGGUUGUGGAGAAAGUUCUCAAACUGGCUCAACGUUGCCUCGCCACUCAAAGACAAUCAAGGCCCUCAAUGAAAGACUGCGUCGAGGUAUUAUGGAGGAUUCGGAAAGAUUUUAAAGAGAACGUUUCCCUUGCUGCUUCCACUUCUCAUCAAUCUGAAAACAUUGAUUUAAGGAAGGUUAAUCGAAAUAUGUUUGGAAUUGAAGACAGUGACGCCUAUCAAUUCCGUUCUGCUUGAAUAAUUCAAUUGUGCAAAUUGUUGUUAUACAACUGUUUGGUUUUUUGUAUAUUCCCACAUUCUAGGCUUUGACAUGGUUUUUUGACUUUUAAGGUGGACCAAUAAGUGGUUACCCUUCGGCUUAUAAACUAGAUCAUCAGGAUGUGGGUGAGUCUGAUUUUUGUCAAAAAGCUUUUGUUAAAUGACUUUUAGUCUUUGUUCUAUAUUUCACUAAAA
Camellia sinensis is the source of this 1784-nucleotide messenger RNA. RefSeq names its product calmodulin-binding receptor-like cytoplasmic kinase 2. The record is from RefSeq and is a predicted model, not a curated record. Gene Ontology annotation, molecular function: ATP binding; protein kinase activity. Gene Ontology annotation, biological process: protein phosphorylation. Lineage: Eukaryota; Viridiplantae; Streptophyta; Magnoliopsida; Ericales; Theaceae.